Messenger RNA from Hevea brasiliensis (rubber tree), 1455 nucleotides. Its product is annotated as NAC domain-containing protein 92-like. Gene Ontology annotation, biological process: regulation of DNA-templated transcription. The record is from RefSeq and is a predicted model, not a curated record. Bases 158 to 1126 code for a protein of 322 amino acids. The transcript has 3 exons. Gene Ontology annotation, molecular function: DNA binding. NCBI's taxonomy places the organism in Eukaryota, Viridiplantae, Streptophyta, Magnoliopsida, Malpighiales, Euphorbiaceae.
UUCUUCUUGAAGGGUGAUUUAUGGGGAGGACGUAGAACCUUAAUAUAAUGCUUUCUUGCUGAUGCCAUUAGGGCUUAAUUGCUUUCAAUAACUAUACAUUAUAUCACUUAACUGCAGCCCACCAUUGAUCAGUUCUUGAAUCUUGAGGGAACAAAAUAUGGAGGAAAAUCUUCCUCCAGGGUUCAGAUUCCAUCCCACAGAUGCAGAGCUCAUUACUUUUUAUCUAACACGAAAGGUUUCUGAUGUUAGUUUCACGUCUAAAGCUAUUGUAGAUGUUGAUCUCAAUAAAUGUGAACCUUGGGAUCUCCCAGGCAAGGCUUCCAUGGGGGAGAAAGAAUGGUAUUUUUUCAGCUUGAGAGAUAGAAAAUACCCAACAGGACUUCGAACAAAUCGAGCUACUGAGGCAGGGUAUUGGAAAACCACAGGGAAGGAUAAGGAAAUAUUUCGUGGUGCAGAACUGGUGGGUAUGAAAAAAACCCUAGUCUUCUACAAGGGUAGAGCUCCAAGGGGUGAGAAAAGUAAUUGGGUUGUGCAUGAAUACAGACUUGAAAGCAAACAUCCUUGCAAGCCCACUAAGGAGGAAUGGGUAGUUUGUAGGGUAUUCCAAAAGAGCUCAGCAGCAGCUAAAAAACCACAGCAAACAGCAUCCUCUCAACAGUCUCUAGGGUCUCCAUGUGAUACAAACUCUAUAGUCAAUGAGUUUGGAGAUAUUGAGUUACCAAACCUAAACAACAUUGUGAAUUCAUCAAAUGGGUUCAACAAUAUCCCAACACAAAGUAGUUACAACAACGAAACCAAUGUAAAUAUGAGCAUGAACAUUCAUAAUUGGGCUGCAACAAGAGAACAAUCCUCACUCUCAUGGCCUUCAAGCUUGCUAAGUUCGAAUCUUUCGAUGAAUUCCUUGCUUCUCAAGGCAUUACAGAUGAGGAGCUAUCAACAAAGAGAAGCUUCUGCUGCUGCAUGUAGUAGUGAUCAUCACUCAUUUCUCACGCAAGUGAGUACUCCUCAGUUUGGAACUGAUUUAUGUUCAAAUUUCCAGGGUUCUUCUUCUUCUUCCAAGGUUUUAGAAACAGUGCAGCAACCAGUACAGCAGGAGCAACCAUUUAAUUUGGACUCCAUUUGGUGAAGCUGUAAAGUUGAAAACUAACUUCCUUUCUUUGCUUAAUUGUCUUCAACCAAUAGCUCACGCAUGUAUGACUCAAGAAAAAUAAUUAAUGGUUGGUGUAGUUAGAUGUAAAAAUCGAAAAACUUUUAAAAAGUAUCUGUGGCUAUGUGUCUUUAGAUUCAAGUGCUAAGUUGAUGUAUUAGGGCUUCAAUGUGAAGUAACUAGCUAGGGUACGUAAUUAAUAUUAAAGUCCUUAGUUCUUUAGUAAUUGUUAUAUUCAUGUCCUUCCUGUACAUGAGAUUAAUGUUCCAUGUGAAAUGAAUAAUCCUAACAAAUGGAUAUAUAGCUUU